Molecule: messenger RNA, 2899 nt
Organism: Diachasma alloeum
Lineage: Eukaryota; Metazoa; Arthropoda; Insecta; Hymenoptera; Braconidae
Exons: 4
Coding region: 1-2391 (796 amino acids)
Source: RefSeq, a predicted model, not a curated record
AUGCAUUCAAUCGAAAAAACUCGACCGGAAAGGAAAGUCCGAAGGAACUUCACCUUGAGCCAUAUUUUAUUCCAGAUGAUGUUGUUGGCGAUGCUGGCCACGUGCCUGGUGAUCCGGGCGGAGGUGCCGAAGCCGAGUUACGCCAGGACGAUGUUGAAGGUCGGCAGAAGCCUUCCAGGAGAAACCCAGGAGCUGCAAGUCCGAACGAGUGAGGGAAACAUUGCGACGCUGAUCGUGAAACGUCGGGAAAAAGCCGACAGCUUCGAUCACUCAAAGAACGUUUCAAAGUCUGCAGAGGACAGAAAAGCCGAGGACAUGAAGAAGAACGAGCCGACGUUCUUCAGACUGAACACCCAGACGCCCUCUAGCGCUCAGAAGGCCGAUCCUGACAGCUGGACACCCCUGAGGGACAGCAGUUCGUUGAACGUCCUAGAGCCGACGACGGAGUCCUACCUGAGCUGGAAGCCCCUGCCCUCGGACUCCACCAGAGCCACCACCGAGGAGCGGACGAAUUACGGUUUGAUCUUCGCCCGGAACUUUCAACAACGAAACGACAGGACCCUGGAGCCCCAGGACCAACGGAGGACUUACACGGUCCUCCCACACUCGCGCCCCCUCACCAGAACCAACAUCGGCGCUAACCUCUCGAAGAACCGGGACGGCAAAAACGUCCCGCCAGAGGUGACCGUCCGCUCCGAGAUCAACGUCAAAAGCUUCCCGAAGAGAACGCCGAUGUCCAUCGAUGCUGACGGCAUACCCGUGAUCCAGGGAAAACGAGUGCCAGACGAACCCAUCGAUAAAAUCGAGACGUGGAGAAAUGCCCGGGUCAUCAACAAUAAAUUAGUUUCGGACGCCGCCACGCCGGACGCCACCGGCAGCACCGGUGAGGCUGGCUCCGAGAAACGGAGAUUCGAGAGGUUCUUUCAGGAUGUCAAUAGAAGCACCCACCAACAGGCGUUAACCCCGGAACUCUGGCUUCGCAGGUACGGCCGAAACUUCGACGAGGAGCCGCGCAACGUCUACUACGAGUGGGACCCCCGACGCCACCGAAACGUGGCCCUAAACGCCGAUAUCUACGAGACCGGUAACGAGCACUACCGUUCAAACAUCCAAAAGCGGAUGCUGCACCCAGAAUCCACACAGACCUACCCAAACUCCCAGAUGUACACGCCAGAGAGCCAGAAGAUCGCUCCGCUGACGCUAAAGCCCGGAGCCCGCGCCCCAGUUCUCCAAUACGCGCACCCAGAAUUGGGUGUUCAGCCCGCAAAGAUCUUGAAGAUCGAGAAGAAACGGCCAGACAACUUCCCAGAGAACCAGAACUCCUUCACAGAGCAGAGACACAAGAAGAAGUACGUGCUGAAUGACAAAAACGUCAUCGACUCGUACAGCGCGAAGAACUACUAUCCAAACCAGCAGUUCUACGGUCUGAAGCGGCCCUCGGAGCCGCCAUUUUGGGUGAAGAUAUCCGAGAACCUGAAGAAUCAGUUCUCGACGGGAGUUGAGAAGGUCUCCCAGUUCACAAAGCCUGUUUUUGAUCCUCUGGUGGAGGCGACUCAGAAGAUCUCCCAGAAUCUGGGGCUCUCCAGAGGUCAAGAGGCGCAGAACAAGGUGGGAAUGGUCCCCCCAGGGUCAUCUAUUCUGAUCCCCGCUCUGGGUCUGGUGGCGUCUGGCGCUGCUCUGGGAAUCGGUGCAGUUGCUGUCGGAAGGUUUCUGGACGUCGAUGUGAUGAGGCGAUCUGACGAGAAUGAUGAAUACAGCGAGGAAGUGGAGAACCGGAGGGCCCUUCAGGGGGCGUCUGACGGACUGAGAUCGCGUCAGCUAGGGACUCUAAAUGCUGCCGAGGAGGGCGACAGCCCAAGAAACGAAAGACGAAAGAGGAGUCUGGACGAUCCUAAUCUGUUCGUCCUUCCCACCGACGAAGACGACACCAGGAGCAGACGAUUGAGGAGAACCGGGGCGGACAACCUGGUGGAUAUAAUCGAGGUUGACAUACCGGCCAGCAAGAACGACCUCCUUCUCCUCUUCGAGGACAACAGUCUUCCCGACGACGAUCUGGCUGACGCAAGACGAAGUAGGAGAAGCCUGAGCGACAGAGAGCUGGGGGAUGCCCUCCAGAAUCUCCGCAACUCCGAGAUAUCCGAUGCGCAUGUCAAUGGGGAGUGGACGCACACUCCCUGUGCCAAGAGAAUAUUCUGCGACGCCAUGAUUCAACAUAGCGGCGACGCCUCGAUGCUCAUGGAAAAGAAGAUGGAGUCGCUUCUUCGCCUGAUUCAGCCUGGGGCGGCUGUUCAGGUGUCGAGUCACUUCCAGGAGGUCAUGGAGGCCGUAAGAAGACACGACUGUUCGAGAUUCCAGUGUCCACAGACACGUCCCACUGACGUCUUCUUCUAGGCUAGAAAUAUCUCCAGAUCAGUAUCGCGAGUGGUCAGCCACUGGAACAGAAGAAAAUCAUUCUAUUAUUUUUCUCGUGGAGACAAAUGUUUUAAUAUCGGGGGGAAUUUUCCACUGGGUUUGGAGAUUAUUGGAGAACCCGACGGAUUUUGCACGAAAAGAUUGCAUUGAAAAAUUUAACGAAUUCGCUAUACAAUUCUAUUCGAUUUCCACUGAACUUUCUAUUAGUUUUUCACCCAUUCUGUUGAAAAAAUCCACAAGUUAUCGUGGAGUUAUCGCAUUCUUUUUCAAUAGAUUUGUCAAAUCAAAAAUAUUCUAUAGAAAAAGAUUAAUAAGAACCGAUUUUUCUAUGCAAGUUGUUCUAUUGAGGUUUUGUUUGAUUUUUUUAAUGCAAAAGGAAGCCAGAGUGGAGAAAACUCGGAAAAUUCAUGUCGAGGAAUUUCUACAGAAAAUUGUAUAGAAAGAUGAAAUUCUACUGAUUUAUUCUAGAAAACAGUUUCCAUUGGAU